Molecule: messenger RNA, 1811 nt
Organism: Myotis daubentonii (Daubenton's bat)
Lineage: Eukaryota; Metazoa; Chordata; Mammalia; Chiroptera; Vespertilionidae
Product: tubulin gamma-2 chain
Biological process (GO): cytoplasmic microtubule organization; microtubule nucleation
Cellular component (GO): gamma-tubulin complex; microtubule
Molecular function (GO): GTP binding
Source: RefSeq, a predicted model, not a curated record
CUGUGCCGGAUUCCAGCUGCAAGUGUUGUGGGGUUAAUGAUGCCCAGGUUGGGCAUCCCGGCCCGCCGGCCACGUGGAGACCUGCACUGCACACGCGCAAACCGAGCACCCGCGUCAAAAGACGGAGAGAGCGCGCGCUCCCCACGUCCUGCGUGUCCGGCUGCCAGGCUUCCGUCUGUGCCGCGACUCCCUCCGGGCCGGGCUGGCGCGCCCGCGUCUGAAGAGCGAUGCCCCGGGAGAUCAUCACCCUGCAGCUGGGCCAGUGCGGCAACCAGAUUGGGUUCGAGUUCUGGAAACAACUGUGCGCAGAGCAUGGGAUCAGCCCCGAGGGCAUCGUGGAGGAAUUCGCCACCGAGGGCACUGACCGAAAGGACGUCUUUUUCUACCAGGCAGACGAUGAGCACUACAUCCCCAGGGCUGUGCUGCUGGACCUGGAGCCCCGGGUGAUCCACUCCAUCCUCAACUCCCCCUACGCCAAGCUCUACAACCCGGAGAACAUCUACCUGUCAGAGCACGGAGGCGGAGCUGGCAACAACUGGGCCAGUGGAUUCUCCCAGGGUGAGAAAAUCCAUGAAGAUAUUUUUGACAUCAUAGACCGAGAAGCAGAUGGAAGUGACAGCCUAGAGAUCCCUGGAGACUGCCUUUCUGUCCUUCUUAUGCAGGGCUUUGUCCUGUGUCACUCCAUCGCUGGGGGCACGGGUUCUGGCCUGGGGUCCUACCUCCUGGAGCGACUGAAUGACAGGUACCCCAAGAAGCUGGUGCAGACAUACUCAGUGUUUCCCAACCAGGACGAGAUGAGCGACGUGGUGGUCCAGCCCUACAACUCGCUGCUCACACUCAAGAGGCUGACCCAGAACGCAGACUGUGUGGUGGUACUGGACAACACUGCCCUGAACCGGAUCGCCACAGACCGCCUGCACAUCCAGAACCCGUCCUUCUCCCAGAUCAACCAGCUGGUGUCCACCAUCAUGUCAGCCAGCACCACCACCCUGCGCUACCCUGGCUACAUGAACAACGACCUCAUCGGCCUCAUCGCCUCACUCAUUCCCACGCCCCGGCUCCAUUUCCUCAUGACUGGUUACACCCCCCUCACCACAGACCAGUCGGUGGCCAGUGUGAGGAAGACCACGGUCCUGGAUGUGAUGAGGCGGCUGCUGCAGCCCAAGAACGUGAUGGUGUCCACCGGCCGGGACCGGCAGACCAACCACUGCUACAUCGCCAUCCUCAACAUCAUCCAGGGGGAGGUGGACCCCACUCAGGUCCACAAGAGCCUGCAGAGGAUCCGGGAACGGAAGCUGGCCAACUUCAUCCCCUGGGGCCCAGCCAGCAUCCAAGUGGCCCUGUCCAGGAAGUCUCCCUACCUGCCCUCUGCCCACCGGGUCAGUGGGCUCAUGAUGGCCAACCACACCAGCAUCUCCUCGCUGUUUGAAAGUUCCUGCCAGCAGUACGACAAGCUGCGGAAGCGGGAGGCCUUCCUGGAGCAGUUCCGAAAGGAGGACAUCUUCAAGGAGAACUUUGAUGAGCUGGACAGGUCCAGGGAGGUUGUGCAGGAGCUCAUCGAUGAGUACCACGCAGCCACGCGGCCAGACUACAUCUCCUGGGGCACCCAGGAGCAGUGACUUCCUCACCACUCCCCUGGAUAGUAAGCACCUUCCCAUCAUGCUGGUCCCUCUGACCCACAUUCCCUUCACCAGCAACCCUUUUAGGUUCCUCUCCAGCCCAGAAGCUAGCCCUACUCCCUCUCCCAUGCCCUAACCUUAGAUAUGCUUGUUUACAUCUAACAAAAUAAUAAAGCUUGGUUGUGAAUAUAA